Rhinopithecus roxellana (golden snub-nosed monkey) is the source of this 3564-nucleotide messenger RNA. RefSeq names its product PNMA family member 3 (gene PNMA3). The record is from RefSeq and is a predicted model, not a curated record. Bases 283 to 1650 code for a protein of 455 amino acids. Gene Ontology annotation, molecular function: zinc ion binding; nucleic acid binding. Lineage: Eukaryota; Metazoa; Chordata; Mammalia; Primates; Cercopithecidae. The transcript is spliced from 3 exons.
GCACUGGCCCACGUGCUGCGCGAGCGAGGGAGAGCCACAGUCUGAGCAAACGCCCGCGCUGGGAGCCAGGGGCGCCCGACACCCCCCCGCCCCGCGCCUUCGCCGCCGCCGCCGCGCAUAGCCCCCGGAGAGCCCUGUGGGGACCCUGACCAGAAGGGACCUUGCCCUGGGAGAAGGCUGUGGAGACCUGAGCCUUCUGCCAUCACCCUAGGAAUUGAUCCAGAUAUGUGCCUCCCGCCCUGAUCACUCCCCCCAAAUUAGUAUCCGCAGAGAUUCGAGGACAUGCCAUUGACCCUGUUACAGGAUUGGUGUCGGGGGGAGCACCUGAACACCCAGAGGUGCAUGCUCAUCCUGGGGAUCCCCGAGGACUGUGGAGAGGAUGAGUUUGAGGAGACACUGCAGGAGGCUUGCAGGCACCUGGGCAGAUACAGGGUGAUUGGCAGGAUGUUUAGGAGGGAGGAGAACGCCCAGGCGAUUCUACUGGAGCUGGCACAAGAUAUCGACUAUGCUUUGCUCCCAAGGGAAAUACCAGGAAAGGGGGGCCCCUGGGAAGUGAUUGUAAAACCCCGUAACUCAGAUGGGGAGUUUCUCGACAGAUUGAACCGCUUCUUAGAGGAGGAGAGGCGGACCGUGGCAGAUAUGAACCGAGUCCUCGGGUCGGACACCAAUUGUUCGGCUCCAAGAGUGACUAUAUCACCAGAGUUCUGGACCUGGGCCCAGACUCUGGGGGCAGCAGUGCAGCCUCUGCUAGAACAAAUGUUGUACCGAGAACUAAGAGUGUUUUCUGGGAACACCAUAUCCAUCCCAGGUGCACUGGCCUUUGAUGCCUGGCUUGAGCACACCACUGAGAUGCUACAGAUGUGGCAGGUGCCCGAGGGGGAAAAGAGGCGGAGGCUGAUGGAAUGCUUACGCGGCCCUGCUCUCCAGGUGGUCAGUGGGCUCCGGGCCAGCAAUGCUUCCAUAACUGUGGAGGAGUGCCUGGCUGCCUUGCAGCAGGUGUUCGGACCUGUGGAGAGCCAUAAAAUUGCCCAGGUGAAGUUGUGUAAGGCCUAUCAGGAGGCAGGAGAGAAAGUAUCUAGCUUUGUGUUACGUUUGGAACCCCUGCUCCAAAGAGCUGUAGAAAACAAUGUGGUAUCACGUAGAAACGUGAAUCAGACUCGCCUGAAACGAGUCUUAAGUGGGGCCAUCCUUCCUGACAAACUCCGAGACAAGCUUAAGUUGAUGAAACAGCGAAGGAAGCCUCCUGGUUUCCUGGCCCUGGUGAAGCUCCUGCGUGAGGAGGAGGAAUGGGAGGCCACUUUAGGUCCAGAUAGGGAGAGCCUGGAGGGGCUGGAAGUAGCCCCAAGGCCACCUGCCAGGAUCACUGGGGUUGGGGCAGUACCUCUCCCUGCCUCUGGCAACAGUUUUGAUGCGAGGCCUUCCCAGGGCUACCGGCGCCGGAGGGGCAGAGGCCAACACCGAAGGGGUGGUGUGGCAAGGGCUGGCUCUCGAGGUUCAAGAAAACGGAAACGCCACACAUUCUGCUAUAGCUGUGGGGAAGACGGCCACAUCAGGGUACAGUGCAUCAACCCUUCCAACCUGCUCUUGGCCAAGGAGACAAAAGAGAUAUUGGAAGGAGGGGAAAGAGAAGCCCAGACAAAUAGCAGAUGAGUUGAGUGGGGCAGAGGGACAGGGCAGCCAGACCAAGGCCAAGCCUUCUCACUCUCUGCCAGCUGGAAGGGUCUUCAACAACCAAGACCAACUGGCAACAGGCUCAGUGGGGGUGAGGUCUGGGUCCCGGAAGAGAUGCUGGAGAGGAAAGCAGGGAGCCACUGCAUCCAGCACAUGGGAUGCUUGGGCCUCAGAUGGGAGCCCCAACGAAGCAGAAGCUGAAGAAGGUAUGGCUGGGGGUUCUGUCCUGCUCAUCCGGCCACCCCUAAAUACCCACCCUGUGGACUUUGAGCUGAACAUGCCCACUGGCCCCCAGGCCACGUGGGACCUGGAGGACCCUACUUGGGGCCUGCCCCUGCCAGAAGGUGCCAGGGCUGGAGAGGAAGAGCUGGGGGGGGGGAGCAGAAGUAAAGCCCUGCAGGGGAGGCCACAGGGUCCAUCCUGUCUUCAGGAUCAUCUACACUGCACUAGGGGAGCCCCAGGAAGGCAGCACACUGGAGGCCCUGUGCCAGUGAGGACAGGAGAUCCUAAGGCCCUGGGAGCCCAGUGCCAGCCAGAGAUUGUACAGGCGAGGAGACCAAAGAUUGAUGAGAAGACCCCCAACAGGGGUACUGGGUACCCAGCAGGCCAUUGCCCUAACAGCUGGCUUGGACCAGGGUGGCUGUGAAGGGAAGUCUUUGUUGCAAAGGAGGAGGAGGAAAAGGGAGGACUUGGUGGGGUUUUGUUUCUUCUGCUUGUUUCUGUACAGGGCCACCAGACUCCUGGAGAGAUCAGGCAAGGAGAACCUGUGGCUGCCAUGGCCAAAGCAACUCAACAGAUGCCGAUGCCAAGGCCAGCGCCAACCCUGCCACCUCGGGGAAUCCAGCCUGGAGGCAGCCCCUAAGCAGCCAGCUGUGGCCUGGGUGGAGGCACCUCAAGACAUCUAUCCCAAACUCCUCUGGCCCUGAGCUGGGAGAUGACGGGGGAAAGAAGCCCUCUCAAGGGUGCCAGCUGCCUGGGUCUCCCAAGAGGGGUCCUCCAACUUGCUGUUCCCGGGACAGGCUGCCCCCAUUCCAGGAAGUUCACCUUCACCUGUGUAGGCCUCGUAGUGACCCACACAUCCAGCAGACGCCCACCCACCGCUAGCCGUUGUUCCUGCACAAAGUAGUGUGCUGUGCGCCCACCCAGGCGGCCGCCUCUGGGCCCAGGGCACAUGCUGUGAGCUUCCUGUGAGCCCAGGCUCUGCUCGCUGCUGUCCCGCGUCAUGAGCACCACCUCUGCUUUCCCUGUGUAGAUCUAGGCUAGUGACUGCUUGUUCUCGUGGAGCUGUGUGUGUGCUUCUCUGAACAGCUCCUCCCCGGAGGCCCCCAGCACAGUCCCAGGAGAUGGUGGGAAGGAGGCGCCAGGGUACGGCGGACACUCACCCUGUGAGCACGAUGGUGACUGUGACUGUGGGAGGAAGAACUGGACCCAGGAUGGAGCAGGGAUGCCCUGCCUGAGGCUCCUGAGGAGCUUUGUGCUUUGGUGUUCCACCCCUGUUGUUACUCGUGACUUAGUUUCCUCGACCUGCUGGGGUGUUCCCUGCUGUGUUUUCCAGUGUCCUGUGACUGUCUUGUGAGGGCCACAGGGCAGGGCCCUGCCCCAGCAGAUGGGCUUGGGAGGGGGCUUCCUAAAGCCAGUGGACACUGUCAGAGUCCACCGUCCAGGCAAGAGGCAGACCCCGGGGCCCUCAGGAAGGAGGGAGCUGGCAGCGGGGGCUGCAGCGGGAGUAGGGGCAGAUGAGGCAUCUUGCCAGGAACCCCAGGAGGAGGGGGCCCGGGACCUGUUUGGGACCUGUGUCCUAUGGUGACCGUUUGCAGUUUUUCUCUGUGUUGUGAUUCCCUUCUCUUCAAUGUUUCAGUACAUGUUUCUCUUCAAUAAAUUUCAUUCAGUGUU